This is a messenger RNA of Gadus chalcogrammus (walleye pollock), 1860 nucleotides long. Its product is annotated as sphingosine kinase 1-like. The coding region runs from base 64 to 1860 and encodes 598 amino acids. Gene Ontology annotation, biological process: cellular response to growth factor stimulus; sphingosine biosynthetic process; negative regulation of apoptotic process. Gene Ontology annotation, cellular component: cytoplasm; membrane; intracellular membrane-bounded organelle. The transcript is spliced from 6 exons. The record is from RefSeq and is a predicted model, not a curated record. NCBI's taxonomy places the organism in Eukaryota, Metazoa, Chordata, Actinopteri, Gadiformes, Gadidae. Gene Ontology annotation, molecular function: electron transfer activity; heme binding.
GCCACAGAACCCCCCCAGCACCGCCGGCCUGCGGACCUCGCAGAGCGUUCUGUCCGGUCCGGGAUGGAGAAAGAACCGGACUCCUCGCGCCAACAGAACGGCUGGGUGGGGGCGGCGCUGCACGGGGAGUUCAGCGACCCGCUGGACCACCGGCUCCGGUACUCCGUGAGCCUGACGGAGAGCGCGCUGACCGUGCAGAUGAUCUCCUCGCAGCCCGCGCGCUCCAAGGCGGUGUUUCUAUUGGCGGACUGCGUGGGUUGCCACGCGUACACAGAGCGGGAUGGAGACGGGGGGAACGUCGCGGCGGACCCGGGGCGGGACGGGGGGAACGGGGACGGGGGGGACGCCGCCGCGUACUUCGUGGUUUAUUUCUACCCGUUCCGCGGGCGGUGGAUGAGCGGGGGCUCCGCGCGCCAGAAGGUGGAGCAGGUCUUCCGGGUGGUCCCCUUACCGGACCCCGCCGCAAACCUGCGAGAGGCUCAGCGGUGGGCGCGUGCCAUCCGGGACGCGGCCGCAAAACAGAUCCCGCGACGGAACGGUGUGGUGUAUGCGCAGGUCCCUCGCCCCUGCAGGCUGAUGGUGCUGCUGAACCCCCAGAGUGGGCGGGGCCAGGCCAUGCAGCUCUUUACUGCCCAUGUGCAGAACAUGCUCAUUGAGGCCGGCGUCCCAUACACGCUGGUCAUCACCGAUCGCAGGAACCAUGCCCGUGAGGUGGUGAGGAAGGCCGACCUCCGCCAAUGGGACGCCCUGGUCAUCAUGUCGGGCGACGGCCUGUUAUUUGAGGUGAUCAACGGGCUGAUGGAGAGGGAGGACUGGCGGGAGGCCGUCCGGACCCCCCUGGGGAUCCUCCCCGGCGGCUCGGGGAACGCACUGGCCGCCUCCGUCCACCACUACUCCCAGGCCCCCCCGGCAUGGGGCGAGGAGCUGCUCCUCAGCUGCGGCUUCCUGCUGUGUAAGGGUCUGGUGAGCCCACUGGACCUGGUCUCCGUGCAGCUGCCGUCUCGCCGCCUCUUCUCCUUCCUGUCGCUGGCCUGGGGCUUCGUGGCCGACGUAGACCUGGACAGCGAGCGCUACCGCACCGUGGGCGCCGUGCGCUUCCUGCUGGGCACGCUGCUGCGCCUGGCCUCGCUGCGGGUCUACCGCGGCCGGCUGGCCUUCCUGCCCCUGGAGGCGGAGCCAGAGGCCCCACCCACCCCGCGCACCGCCCGCCGCUGGGCCCGGGCGCGGCCCACAGACCACGCCCAGGAACGGCCGUCCUUCUGCUCUAACCCCGCCUCCGCCCUGCGCUGUGGCUCCGUCCCCUCUGCCUCCCCCUCCACCUCUGCCUCCCCCAACAACAACCGCUCUGAGCGCCGGCGGGGUCGGGUCCCCUCAAACCGUAACACCGUCACUGCCGAGACCGACCAGACCGACAACCGGACCAGGACCCGGACUGAGACCCGUACCGACCCCCCGGGCCCCCUCCUGGACCCUCUGCUGCCCCCCCUGGGCCGGCCCCUGCCGGACUCCUGGAGGCGGGUGGAGCAGCAGGACUUCGUGCUGGUGUUGGCCAUGUUCCAGUCCCACCUGUCUGAGGAGCUGUGGGCGGCGCCGGGGGCCGCGCCCGACGACGGCCUCAUCCACCUCUUCUACGUGGGGGCGGGGGUCUCGCGGGCCGCGCUGCUCCGCCUCUUCCUGGCCAUGGAGCGGGGCGCCCACCUGGAGUGCGGUGUCCCCCACCUGGUGUACGAGCGGGUGCGCGCUCUGCGGCUGGAGCCCCUCUCCCCCCAGGGGAUCAUCACCGUGGACGGGGAGCUGGUGGGGCCCGGGCCCCUGCAGGCCCAGGUCCACCCCGGGCUGGCCCGGCUGGUCUGUGGGUGA